Molecule: messenger RNA, 4642 nt
Organism: Acanthochromis polyacanthus (spiny chromis)
Lineage: Eukaryota; Metazoa; Chordata; Actinopteri; Pomacentridae
Gene: sstr1b
Product: somatostatin receptor 1b
Exons: 2
Coding region: 1547-2656 (369 amino acids)
Biological process (GO): cellular response to glucocorticoid stimulus; neuropeptide signaling pathway
Cellular component (GO): membrane; neuron projection
Molecular function (GO): somatostatin receptor activity; neuropeptide binding
Source: RefSeq, a predicted model, not a curated record
ACUGCAUUCUUAUUUAUCUUCAAUCUCAGUGUUUUCCUUUAUUUGCAAAGCAAUGUUCCAUUUUAUGCCCAUUACACUUUUAGAGUGUCCUUCUUACCUCACCUUUUCAUGGAAUAACCUGUGCUGCAUCUCUUCCUGAGGUAGCAAAAUGUAGCAGGCAGAGGAAGAGACGAGACUUGAAACACUGGAGAGAGGGGGGUGAGCGAGCAGGAGACAGUCUCUCCCUCUCUAUUGUGUGUGUGUGUGUGUGUGUGUGUGUGUGUGUGUGUGUGUGAGAGUGAGAGAGUGAGAGAGUGAGAGAGAGAGAGAGAGAUCUGUGCUAUGGAAACAAGUGUCUAACUGCACAUACAGAGCGAGAAUGGGAGCAGAGAGCGUGUGGAGAGGCAGUGCAGAGGAACAGCUUUCAGCAGCUCAGACAUCAGAGGAUGCUGACAGACAGCAUCUGAUGCUUCACAGCUGCUGAUGAGCAAGAGGAGACAGAAAAUACAAGAUUGUCACACUCCAGAAGACCGGCAGAGAGAGAAGAUCGCAUCUUCAGCCCACCUUCAUCAUCACUGUGAUUGGAAUGGGAGGAGAGGACCAUUUCUGCAGCUACAGACAGACGGGCACAGAAAAUGGGAGCAUAAUGUAUCCUGAGGAGAACCUUCUGCAUGAACAUUAUGGUUUUGCUGCACUCUGCAACGACUGUGAGACUCUAUCAACCUGACAACACGAGCCCAGGAGCCAGUUACCACCAUCUAUAAGUGAAAACUCAACAUAAUUUGAUCUGCCAGGACUGACGGAGUAUUUUGAAUGUUCUUUGUUUCCAAAUUGACCUGCCUUGCUUUUGAUCAUAUCAACUGUAAGUACCAUAGUCUACAACAAAUGGACGCAAGGAAGUAUGCCUAUGCAUGCAUGAAAACAGAAUUUCUGUUGCUAAAUGCAAAAGAAUGACCAAGGUUGUCUGGACUUCACAAUAAGAAAAAUUGCUGACAAGCAAAAACACAAGAGAUGCAGGAAAAUCACAGAGAUCUGGACUGUGAGAGGAGGGAACAAUAGAUAUUUUCUACUUUUUUGGAUGAUGGUAUUUACGAACACAAAUAAGAACACAUAUAUAUAUAUCUACAUGUAUACAAAACAUGUGGUCUUUCGUGGAUAAAUGAAUGGUAAAAUGUAUACCACUGCAGCACUCCCUGUGAGAAUAUCACUAUCAGAUUUUUUUGUCAUGAUGUCAUAGUUAGCAUUCAAAGAAAUAAAGCACACAUGAAGUCAUUCAGGAAUGUUGGCGCACGUGAACAUUUUUAGCAAACUCACGGUCAUUUUGUAUUCCCAGUGUGUUUUCAUAAAUGUAGUCACCUGAAACAGUUGGGCUCAUGGAAAAUGGUCAUUAAAGGUUGCUAAACAGAUUUCUUCAAAAUAACAAGGACACUGCAUUGUUAGUUAAAAAAAAAUCCUUUUCCAUAUCGCACAACUUAGUAUUGAUCAAAGUUUUGUUGUUUGGCUCUCUAUCGUUCUGUUUGCACCACUGAACCUUAAAGUUGGUGUCAAAUACUCACCAAAAGAGACAAUGGAUUUUAAUGGGAGCCAGGACUAUGGAUCCUAUCCAAUAGGGCUACCCUAUAACACAAGCAUGGACUAUGAGGAAGACUACUACCAAGAGCCUGAUGCCAGUAAAAUCAUCAUCCCGUCCAUAUAUGCUCUGGUCUGCUGUGUAGGUCUUACUGGCAAUGCCAUGGUCAUCUAUGUUAUUCUGAAAUAUGCCAAAAUGAAAACAGCCACAAACAUUUACAUCCUCAACUUAGCUAUUGCCGAUGAGUUGUUCAUGUUGAGUGUCCCUUUUCUAGCCACUUCAGCAGCUGUUCGCCAUUGGCCCUUUGGAUCACUGAUGUGUAGACUGGUGCUAAGCGUGGAUGGUAUCAAUAUGUUUACGUCUAUCUUCUGCUUAACUGUGCUGAGUAUUGACCGUUACGUAGCAGUGGUCCACCCAAUCAAGGCUGCCCGCUACCGCAGACCCACUGUGGCCAAAGUAGUCAAUGUGUGUGUCUGGGGGCUUUCGCUCAUCGUCAUCUUGCCCAUCAUUAUCUUUGCAGACACCGUCCCUGCGCAGGACGGUGGGAUGGACUGCAACUUCUUGUGGCCUGAAGCGGUGUGGUCAGAAGCAUUUGUGGUCUACACCUUUCUGCUGGGGUUCCUACUGCCAGUUGGAGCCAUCUGCUUAUGCUACUGUCUUAUGGUGGCCAGAAUGCGAGCAGUGGGGCUAAAAGCUGGGUGGCUUCAACGAAGGCGCUCCGAGAAGAAGAUCACCCGUAUGGUGCUGCUGGUCGUGGCAGUAUUUGUUGUUUGUUGGAUGCCUUUCUACAUUGUCCAGCUGGUCAGUGUUUUCCACCGGCCCCCAGAUCCCAUGGUCACUCAGCUUUUCGUCAUCCUAAGCUAUGCCAACAGUGGUGCCAAUCCUAUUCUGUACGGCUUUGUGUCAGACAAUUUCCGACGUUCAUUCCAGCGAAUUGUGUGUUUUCGGUGGCUGGAGUCUGGACUGGAUGCAGAGCAGGUGGAUUACUGUGCUGUAGCUUUGAAGAGACAAGCAACAUGUAAUCCUCUGGAUUUUCCAAAAGACUGUAUGGCUUCUGAUAUGGUGUUCCGCAAUGGGACAUAUACCUCCCGCACAACCACAGUGUAACAUUCAAUCAGAAACUGGAAUAUAAAGGAGAAACUGCCAUCCUAAAGAACAAUUUCACAGCCUUGGAGUUGCACAGAGUAAGCUAAUAAUGAACCUAUUUAUUUUUAAUUGACACACGUGAUAAAAAAAAAAACUCAGCUAUGAGAUCUUGAUUAGAUUAUCAUUCCAUGUGAUAUGCCCUGGAGUACACAAGUGUGCCAUCAAUAGACUGACAUAAGAAUGUGUAAACCCUUGAUAUCAGAUGUCAUAAAAGAUUUUGGACCUUAAAAUCCCAGGCCACACAGCAGAUGAACCCUGAGGAAAACUAAUGGUUUAGUAACAAAUGGAGAUUUGCAGCAGUUCGUCCUGUUUGCUGCCAUAUUUGAAGAAAAAUGAUAUAUGUAUAUAGCUUGUAAGGACCUCACCAGGCUUCAAAACCUAGUGUGAAUUCAAACAAAAAAUGAGAAAUGUAAUUGUAUUAACAUUUUGAUUUUGAAACACACUGAGGAAUCAGUGAGAUAAUCACAAAUGUGGGAUGCCGUGUUCAUUUAUUACUUGAUAUUCUACAAAAUAGUGUCCAGGGGCAACCCCAUAAUCCAUAUUUUCUACAGUUCACAGAUGUGUUUCAAGAGUUUAAAUUUAGAUUGAGAUAUUAUUACUACUUUAAGUUGCAGUUCUUGUUAAGUACUUCUGUUUCCAAUUUUUGUCUCUCAUUGUGUUAUUGUGAAACCCCAAGAUAAUUUAGAUCUGUUUCCAAACACAUUUCUGUGUUGAAUUUAAAAAGUAGGGAAAUGUAGCCUUCAAAUUUCAGCAUUAUUUAUCAUACAUGUCCUUGCAAACCGAGAUGAUUGCCAAUGUUCAUAACUGUAACUGUGGUUUAGAUCAGACCAACCAAAAGCUUCAAUUUCUGUUGCACAGAAGAUUUUUAUUGUAUGCCUCCAACACAUUACAUAAAUGAUUGUAGUAUAUUUAAAUGUUUAAACUUAAACCUAAUUGAUCUAAUUUAUUUUAUAUACAGUUAUUCUGCAGAUUUGUACAAACUAUACAUAAAUUUAAGUUAAAAUUUCAUAGUUUGUUGAUAUGCUACUUUUGCAUUUCAGGAAUUAAAAAAAACUGUUAUGUGGGGUCUUAAACAAUGUAUAUUGACCCUGGAUAUCAUAUAGACAAUAGAAAGAAUACUAUAUUAAUGUUUGUCAUUUUCUUAAGACUUUGAAAUGAUGUUUAAUUGUUUUUGUGUCAGUUUUGUAUUUGUUGUAUCUGUGGUUGUUCAUUAUAUGUUGGUGGGUCUCUUAGAAUUGGACGUUUUGCAUUAUGAGACAGAGUUGUUCUGCUUUAGGUGUUCAACAUGACAGAAAUGGUUAAAAAAAAUGUGUAUGAUGAGUUCAUGUUUCCAAAUUACAAAUGUUCACAAGUUAUUUUUUUUACUUGUUUUGUCACUUUGUUAGUUGCAUUCUGUUGUAAAGUUUCAUUAGAAAAAAACACCCUAUUGAGCUUGGAGUGCCUUUACCAGUGUCAAAGAUAAACAGCAUAUAUGUAGGUGCAUUUCAUAUUCUAAAGUAAUUUAUUGUGGAAAAAUUACACAAGAGGGUAUAAGUAUAGUGUCAGUGUCAAAAGAGAAAAAAAAUACAAAAACAACUGGAAUUGAUAUUAUUCUAAGAAUACGUAUUUGAUAUAGUAUUUGUGUACAAUACUCGUCUAAAGUUUGGACACAUCUUCUCAUUCAAUGGCUUUUAUUUAAUUAUUUUCUAUAUUUUACAUUAAUACUGAAGACAUCAAAACUAUAAAAGAAUACAUAUGGAAUUGUGUUGUAAACAAAAAGAAUGAUAAUCUUCAGUAUUAAUCUACAAUGUAGAAAAUAAUAUGACUCAAUAAAAAGUAUUGAAUGAGAAGGUGUAUCCAAACGUUUGACUGGUAGGGCAUGAAAUUAGUUUAAAAAAAAAAAGAAUGGUAUUGUAUGAAUAUGUCGAUCUCUCCUAGGUAAAUUAAAGACUUUUCAUUGCCAUGAAA